Aureobasidium namibiae CBS 147.97 is the source of this 1449-nucleotide messenger RNA. RefSeq lists its product as uncharacterized. The record is from RefSeq and is a predicted model, not a curated record. Gene Ontology annotation, molecular function: protein binding. The transcript has a single exon. NCBI's taxonomy places the organism in Eukaryota, Fungi, Ascomycota, Dothideomycetes, Dothideales, Saccotheciaceae. The annotation marks the transcript as partial.
UCUCUAGCUAGAGUGACGAUAUUGAGAAAGAGAAAACACACAAUCAUGGCCCUCACACUUCCGCUGGAGCUGCAACAGCAGAUCUUCUCGUACCUGGACCCUUGGUCAUUCUACGCAUCGCGCAAUGUCUGCCGGUACUGGAAGUAUGCAUCCAGGGAUGCCGUGACGCUCGCCAACCAACUAGGACAAUUGCCCAUCGAACCGACAACGUGGGCCAAGAAGGCAGACUCGAAACGAAGAGAGUCGGUAUACGACGAGGCGGCAAGAGCGUUGAUGCUGGGCAUGCGCGUCAAGGCUUCAGCACCAGCCGACGACGACGGCCUCUCAGCAAGACUCGACAAGACCAAGCUUGCUCUCUCCAGGGACGGCAGGCGAGCAGUCUCUCUCCACGACCGUACAAUCACACACUACGACACGACCACAUCCGAGCCCACCGUCAUCUCCACACGUCCCAUCAACGACCUUCGCACGGCAAUGGGUGGAGGCCCGUGGUUCAAGUGCUCCCCGACGUCCAUGUAUGAGCUUGCUCUCUCUUCCGACGGACGCAUGCUGGCCAUCGCCCUGGAACGCACCGUCCAGAUCUACGACCUGGACGCACCCGCCGACUCAUGGCCCGUUGCCUCGUACAUCACCUCGGCCACUGGCCACUACAUUGCUGCUCUCGACUUCGAACACAACGACAGCUUGCUGCGAGUCCAGCUGAGCAACAAAGGCGUCGUUGUCUACCUUGGCUCGCCUCAGGAAUCCAAGCCUGGCCUAGAGCACUGGCAAGAGAAGGGUGGUCUGAAGCACGCCUUCCUUGAUGCUAGCAAGCUCUCCUUGCCCUCCUCAGACCCUGUUGACGGUGCUCCUGCCAUCUCACAACGUUUGGCUGGCCUUCAGCUCUUGCGUCCCUUUGCCGAUGGCUGGCUCAUUGCUGCUCAGAAGCAUGCGACCAACGUCCAAUCUGGCUCAUACUGUUUAGCCUAUGUUCCUUUCAGCAAAAUCCACGGCCACGUUCUUACCGCCGAGCGUGCUGUUACCAUUCUCCAAGAUCUUCCUGUCCAUCUCUCCGAGCACAUCCAGCACUUGUGGCACGACCUGCCUUCUGCUCACAUCAACCACCCCCGUUUUGCUCUGUCACCCAACAACUCAUUGUUGGCCAUGUCUGAAAACAAAUCGUCCUCCACUUCUACAACUCCCUCAUCGAACCGCGUCUUCCUCUACCGCUUGCCAUCGGCCGAGAAGCUCAUGGAGACACUCAAGCCGCAACACCCUCUUUUGCAAAAGCUCGAGGCCGAGCAGGGACUCAAGUACCAGAUUAAACGCCUUCCUACUAGUCUUGGGUCAAUAUCUGGCAAGAUUCUCGAUUUCACUUUCAAGUCUGGCGAUAAUGGUGCCAGCUCUCCACUUGCAGUCACUGCCGUCACUGAUACUGGCGCCAUGACCUGGACGUUGCUGGACAACUAA